Messenger RNA from Suillus clintonianus, 1742 nucleotides. RefSeq names its product cytochrome P450. The record is from RefSeq and is a predicted model, not a curated record. NCBI's taxonomy places the organism in Eukaryota, Fungi, Basidiomycota, Agaricomycetes, Boletales, Suillaceae. Gene Ontology annotation, molecular function: oxidoreductase activity, acting on paired donors, with incorporation or reduction of molecular oxygen; iron ion binding; monooxygenase activity. The transcript is spliced from 13 exons. The coding region runs from base 1 to 1584 and encodes 527 amino acids.
AUGAGUUCUCUUGCGCUCGUCCUAUCAGCCAUGUUGCAAUUGCCAGAUAUACCCAUUUCUGACAAUGCGCGGCUCGUUGUCGGUGCUUUGAUUUGUCUUGGUAUUAUAGGAAUAAUGGUUCAGGCUUACCUUCCUCAAUCAAAGAACGGCCUUGCUCUUCCACCUUCCCCUUCCACUUGGAGGCUUCAGGGACACUUCCUGCCGCAUCGCAAGUCAUUUGUUACUAUAGCGGGAUGGAUUGACGAGUACGGUCCUCUGAUCACCGUUCGGUCAGGACUUAAGAAAAGUGUGAUUAUUGGCCGUUACAAAGCCGCCAUGGAUAUCAUGGAGCAUCAGGGCGCAGCGCUAGCCGACCGCCCUCGCAAGAUUGCUGCUGGAGAGAUAUUUAGCGGCGGACUGGGCCUCACCCUCACACCCUUUGGAGAGAAGUUCCGUCAAAAGCGUAGAGCACUCCAUACGCACCUCCAGCCUAAAGCAGCUGAGGUUUAUCAGCCCCUGCUGAUGUCACAUGUGAAGAACUUAGUCCUCGACAUUCUUAAUGAUCCAUACAAUUUCCAAAACCAUGCGAUCAGUUAUUCUGCGACGACAAUUAUGAAAAUUGCAUAUGGGAGUACUAUACCCACUAAUGCGACCGAUCCCCUAGUCGGAGAGAUGUACCAACUCAUGAAGCUGGUUAGUUCAAUCCUGCGUCCGGAUUCUUACCACCUGGUGGACUCGUUCCCGUGGCUCAAACACCUUCCUUGGUAUGGCCGAGAAUUGAAACGAGGGUUUCAGAGGAGCAAGCGACUUCACAUUGGUCAGAUGAACCGAGUAAAAGAGCAACUGCAAAGCAAGGCGGACAUUGGGCCUUCGUUUAUGAGAUACAUGCUAGAAAAUAGCGAGCUCCAUGGCUUGACAGUGGACGAGACGGCUUUUCUCGGUGGUGCCUUUUUUGGAGCUGGAUCCGAUACGACUACUUUGUCAAUGUGUAUAGUACUCCUGGCAGCCGCAAAUUUCCCCGAGGAGCAAGCCAAGGUUCAAGCCGAGCUCGAUGUAGUCGUCGGAAGGCACCGCGCGCCGACAUUUGCCGACCAGCAAUCCCUUACUCGCUUACAUGCCUUCAUCUCUGAGGCUGUGAGAUGGAGACCGGUUGCUCCUAAUGGAUUGGCUCACCGAACAACCAAAGACGAAAAAUACUGUAUUCCAGCUGGGACUACGGUAUUCGGCAACCAUUGGGCUAUCUGUCGGGAUCCAGAAGUCUUUCCCGAGCCUGACACGUUCAAGCCUCAACGCUGGAUUGACGACAAAGGUCGCCUGAGAGACGAUUUAAAUAAUUUUCUCUACGGGUUUGGUCGGCGUAUAUGCCCUGGUCAACAUGUCGCGAACAGAUCAAUGUUCAUAAGCUCGGUCCUAAUUCUCUGGGCCUUCCGGCUCACUCUGGAUCCUACACAGCCGUUGGAUGAUACGGGGUUCAUGAAUUCGGAGAAAACACACCGGCCGUGCACUAUUAAAUUCGAGUUGAGGAUUCCGGAAGAAGAGCUUAGGCGCAUGAUGAAGAAUUAUCCCGAGGAGGUCGUAUCAGUGGACGAGAUUGAUCGCCACUAGAUAAAGAACGAAGAACCUGUUCGGAAAUCCGAAUCAUGCCUUUAGGACUAGUAUUCAAAAUAAUUUACAUUGUCACUUGUUUUGAUUAUGGGCUGUGUAUUAUGGCUGUCGAUUAUGCUUUGUUGUUAUCAAGUUUCACCGCGCGGUUUAUUCCAGGC